GUCCCCUUGGCGGCGCGGCGCAGAACCGCAGGCGCUCGCCCGGCUAAGCCUGCGCGGGGCCGCCUAGGUGGCUCACAGCUUCGCAGGCGGCCUCCGGUUGCAGACCGCUGCGCACACGGCCCUAGGCAAAGACAAGGGCUCACCCGAGGCUCGGCGGCCGACGCGGCUCUCGGAAUAUGGCAACCUGUGCAUGGCUUGUCCUGGGAGGAGCUGACUUCAGUCAUUGUGAUGCCUAAGAAGCAAGUGUGACGUUUCUCCAGGUACUUCAUGGUGUUCUCCUCCAUCCUCUCCACACCACUGCUCUCGUGGCUCCUGAAACAUGGGGGAAAACGAGGACGAGAAGCAGGCCCAGGCCGGGCAGGUUUUCGAGAACUUUGUCCAGGCUUCCACGUGCAAAGGCACCCUCCAGGCCUUCAACAUCCUCACACGGCACCUGGAUCUAGACCCUCUGGACCACAGAAACUUUUAUUCCAAGCUCAAGUCCAAGGUGACCACCUGGAAGGCCAAGGCCCUGUGGUACAAACUGGACAAGCGUGGGUCCCACAAAGAGUACAAGCGAGGGAAGUCUUGUAUGAACACCAAGUGUCUCAUCAUUGGAGGAGGACCAUGUGGUUUGCGCACUGCCAUUGAACUUGCCUACCUGGGGGCCAAAGUGGUCGUGGUGGAGAAGAGGGACACCUUCUCCCGGAAUAACGUGCUGCACCUCUGGCCUUUCACCAUCCAUGACCUGCGAGGCCUGGGAGCCAAGAAGUUCUAUGGGAAGUUCUGUGCCGGCUCCAUCGACCAUAUCAGUAUUCGUCAGUUGCAGCUCAUCCUGUUCAAGGUGGCCUUGAUAUUGGGGGUUGAAAUCCAUGUGAAUGUGGAGUUCGUGAAGGUCCUAGAGCCUCCUGAAGAUCAAGAAAAUCAAAAAAUUGGCUGGCGGGCAGAAUUUCUCCCUGCAGACCACUCUCUGUCAGAGUUUGAGUUUGAUGUCAUCAUUGGAGCUGAUGGCCGCAGGAACACGCUGGAAGGGUUCAGAAGAAAAGAAUUCCGUGGGAAACUGGCUAUUGCGAUCACCGCCAACUUCAUAAACAGAAACAGCACAGCUGAGGCCAAGGUGGAAGAGAUUAGCGGCGUGGCUUUCAUCUUCAAUCAGAAAUUUUUUCAGGAUCUUAAAGAAGAAACAGGGAUUGAUCUUGAGAACAUUGUUUACUACAAGGACUGCACCCACUAUUUUGUCAUGACUGCCAAGAAGCAGAGCUUGCUUGACAAAGGUGUCAUCAUUAAUGACUAUAUCGACACAGAGAUGCUGCUGUGUGCAGAGAACGUGAACCAGGACAACCUGCUUUCCUAUGCACGCGAAGCUGCAGACUUUGCCACCAAUUACCAGCUGCCGUCUUUAGACUUUGCCAUGAACCAUUACGGACAACCCGACGUGGCCAUGUUCGAUUUCACCUCCAUGUACGCCUCCGAGAAUGCAGCCCUGGUGCGCGAGCGACAGUCACACCAGCUGCUCGUGGCCCUGGUGGGCGACAGCUUGCUUGAGCCGUUCUGGCCGAUGGGCACCGGCUGUGCCCGCGGCUUCCUGGCAGCCUUUGACACGGCGUGGAUGGUGAAGAGCUGGGACCAGGGAACUCCUCCCCUGGAGCUGCUGGCUGAAAGAGAAAGUCUUUACCGGCUGUUACCUCAAACGACCCCAGAGAACAUCAACAAGAACUUUGAGCAGUACACGUUGGACCCGGGGACGCGGUACCCAAACCUCAACUCAAACUGCGUCAGGCCCCAUCAGGUGAAGCAAUUGUACAUCACUAAAGAGUUGCACCAGUGCCCUCUUGAGAGGCUGGGCUCAGUGAGGAGAUCCGUCGGCCUCUCCAGGCGGGAGUCAGACAUCCGGCCCAGCAAGCUCUUAACCUGGUGCCAGCAGCAGACCAAGGGCUACCAGCAUGUCAACGUCACAGACCUGACCACGUCCUGGCGGAGUGGCCUGGCCCUGUGUGCCGUCAUCCACCGCUUCCGGCCUGAGCUGAUCAACUUUGACUCUUUGAAUGAAGAUGACACUGUGGAGAACAACCAGCUGGCAUUUGACGUGGCCGAGCGUGAGUUUGGCAUCCCCCCAGUGACCACGGGCAAAGAGAUGGCCUCAGCCCCGCAGCCCGACAAGCUCAGCAUGGUCAUGUACCUCUCCAAGUUCUAUGAGCUCUUCCGGGGCACCCCGCUGAGGCCCAUGGAUGCUUGGCGCAAAAACUACGGAGAGAAUGCUGACCUUGGCAUGGCCAAAUCAUCCAUUUCUCAUAACUAUCUCAACCUCACGUUUCCAAGGAAGAGAACUCCACGAGUGGACAGCCGAACCGAAGAGAAUGACAUGAGCAAGCGGAGGCGGAAAGGCUUCAACAACCUGGACGAGCCUUCAGCCUUUCCUAGCCAGAGCUUGGGCUCCAAUCAAGAGGGCUGUAAAGAAGGUGGAAAUCAGAACAAAGUCAAGUCCAUGGCAAGUCAGCUGCUGGCCAAGUUCGAGGAGAACUCUCGGAACCCCUCACUCCUGAGGCAGGCAAAGAAGUCACCUUCAGGCUUCCAUUUCCAUCCCAGCCACUUAGGAGCGCUGUGGCCUCAGGAGUCCAUACGGAAGGCGUUUCCCCUGAACCUGGGUGGCAGCGACACCUGUUAUUUCUGCAAGAAGCGCGUGUACGUGAUGGAGCGGCUGAGCGCGGAGGGCCACUUCUUUCACCGGGAGUGUUUCCGCUGCAGCGUCUGUGCCACCACCUUGCGCCUGGCCGCCUAUGCCUUCGACAGUGACGAAGGCAAGUUUUUCUGCAAGACUCAUUUCAUUCACUGUAAAACCAACAGUCAGCAACGGAAGAGACGGGCAGAGUUGAAGCAACAAAGAGAAGAGGAGGGGAUGUGGAAAGAGCAAGAAGCCUCUAGGCGAGACCCUCCUGCGGAAAGUUCUUGCGCUGCCGCCGCCAUCGGCACGCCGGAAGGCAGCCCCCCAGGUACCCCCAAUUCCUUCCUUAGGAAGGUGCUAAGCUGGCCCCUCAGGCUGCCGUGGGGCCUGCUUCACCUUCCCCGGAAGCUGCUUAACUGGAUUCAGGGACUGCUGCGUGCUGCCAGUCUGCAUAUCAGGGACAAUGCUUACAACUACUGCUACACGUACGAGCUCCUGAGCCUCGGGCUGCCCCUGCUCUGGGUGUUCUCCGAGGUCCUGGCUUCCAUGUACCGGGAGACCGAGGAGUCCCUCGAGGGCAUCCGCGACUGGCUGCUCAGAUGCUUCCCGGCCAAGCUGCACUGAAGCCCAGCCCCAAAGUGCCAUAACAUUUCCCGUGUAGAUGGCAGCAUGUGCAGCCAGCCCAUGCGCUGGCCAGGGAGCCCCACGCCCUUUAACCAGUUAGUUCAAAGCCAAAGAGUUUCCCGUCGGCCACCUGCACCUGGCCUGGUCGCGGUGAACAUCUGCUCCCGGUGCCCAGGCCAGCAUGACAUGAAGGAUAUUUUUUUAUACCUUUGUACUUUUAUACCAAAGCGAGCCAUUUUUCUAGGUUUACAUUUCAAUUUUUAACUUUUAAUAAGCCAAGAGAAAGCAUCUUUUUCUAUGAGUGUCAGUUUUUCUAGACACGGGUUUGACGUUUAUAACUGGUAUUACAAACCCUUCCCACGUUGUGGUCAGUUGUAAUCGCUGCUGCCUGCAACAUGAAUGAUUUGGGCUUCUCUGUAAACCAGAACCAGUGCCUUUUGAUUUAUGUGCCUGGAUACCACUUUUCAACAACGGACAGUUGUUUGCAACAUGAAAGCAUAAUACUUUAGGAGAAAAAAAUAGAAAGGGCAGAAGAGAAUUAAACCUACAGAAGCACGUGGCAGUGUGUAGUCGCCUGUUAUCUGUCCUCCCAGAGGGCAGAGGACUGUUUCGCUCACUUGUUUGGAUGUAAAAGAGUAGCGUAAAGGUUCCUCGCUCAGAACCGCAUCACAGCCAAAUGAUGUAGAACCACAGGGUCUCAGGCAGAUUGCUACAAAUAGACGUUUCCCUUCCCACUAAUGAGCGCGGCAGCGAAAGCCCACUGGCCCCUGACCACGUGGAGCGCCAUCAAACUGUUGCAGUGUUGAAGAGGAGUUACGUCCGCUGGUGGCAUUUUAAGCCCUCCUUAGGAGGUCCCCAGCCCAGGCUGCAGUCCAAGCCGAGGCCACUCAGGGUCCACAGCCAUGAGGCUGAGGGAAGAAAUUGCCCUUUCACAUAACGUCCUUUGGGACCGAGGGCAUUUGAUAGCACCUCAGGGUAUUAUUUCUGGGAAGUGCGGCCUGCCCCGUGAGCAUGGCUUGCAGACGUCCCGGCUUCUUAGCCGCCCGGCUGCCAUGCAUAUUUGGUCAAACAGUCAGAAACCAUUUAUUUUCACGCUGUCCUAGCAAAGGAAUGCAUCUGACCUCCAGGGGGAAGCUCCCCUGUGUCUUGACUGUCAGGAGAGGCUGGGAGUGGACGCUAUUACUGACUCAUGCAAAAGAAACACACCCUAUUAAGGGCAAAACAGGCCUUGGGCCCACCUGCAUUCUUCUCUCUGGGCAUCUGGAAGAGGCCUCAGCUCUCCCGACUCCACUUGCCUGGACAUACACGGCUGCUGAGUCUGGCUGAACAGUGGAGAUGGCUGAUAGAGAAAGGCCUUCUGCAGUGUGUUCAGUGUAUCUAGAGUGGCUGGGCCAGAGACGGCUCUCCGCGUGUUACACUAGAAAGAUCCUCUAGGUUAAAUAAGGAUGGAGCCCGGUAGGUUAGGAGCCAGAGCUCUUGAGGCCUUUGAGAUGCCAAGUUCUCUAGGGUGGGAAGAAGUGGGGAGGCAUUUCUAUGAACACUUCCCUAAGUCCUUGGGCAAAUCAGGGACAUGGCUGCGGCCAAGUUCGUGGGAACUGGCGCCUCUGUCCUUGUUGGAACUGUUCUCGUCCUAUGACUUGCAUUGUGUUUUUCCAAAUUUCUGCUGGUAUUUUAAUGUUCCGCGUGGUGGGAGGAGCCCUUGAUUCAUUUUAUGUUUGAUUCUGAAAGUCACGACAUAAACACAUGCACAGCUGUCAUUGUUAUUCCCGUCAGCUCAGGGCAGGGCGAGAUGCUUUGUGGGAUGCUCCGUGAAGCCAGUUAGGAUCUCUGAGAAUGUCACUUUUGGCCAUAAGGAGAGUGGUUUGAAUUACUCUGGCGAGACAGGGCGUGCCUGUCAGAAGCCUGAGUUGUUUGUAUGUUCUGAGACUUUGAACCUUCCUGGUGGGGCAGCACCAAAACACAAAGGUGGGUCCUGGAGGCGGGGCGGAUGUCUCUAAGCCUCCACAACAUAUUCAAGAAUGAACGUGGGGCUCGAGAGUAAAAUCGGGGCAGAGAGGAUGUGGAGGGCUGUGGAGGACAGAGGAGUGUCAGCCAAUUGCACGGAUUCACUCUUGCAGAUAAGUGGCUGCUCACUGCCAGAAAGGUUCAUCCGUCCUAAGCAAACCGUAACUUGUUUGGGGAAGUUUCUCUUUUUUUAAUGGUUGCCUCGUUUUCAAUUCCCGUGCCUUCUCGUGUUGCCUUGUGCCCCGCAACUAAAUUCUCUUUUCUGUCUCUCUCUUUCCGACCUUACACUGUGGCCGUCAGUUCAUUUCAGCCUUCCGGUGCUACACCCACUUCUUGGCUGACACAAUUCUGCUCUGAGGUGACUGGUUUUCUUGCCAAUUUUCAGAGAGUGGUACUAACCCCUGACCCGCUUUCCGUACCCCACGCCCCCGCCGUGGCCUUGGUUGAGCUAACUGCGAGUGUCUUGCAUACUAAUGCGCUCAUUCAGUGGCAUGGUUGGUGAACAGCAUGGGGUGGUGUUCAGCUCAAAAGCGAAAGCCGUUUCUGAUUCCAUCCCUCUGAGCCAGCUGCCUGGUCCACCCCAAGUGCCUGCCCCGCCUCCCCCUGCGCCCUGCGGCCUGCGUGCAUGCUUUUCUGGUUGCACGUACAAAGCCCCUCACCUUCCUGGGAGGGUUAACGCCGAAUGUGAGACAGUACCAUAGAGAGGGCGCUUCACCUUUGAAAAGAACUCUUUCACCUCUCAGCCUCUGAAAAAGCACAUGCAUACCAGCAUCUUCUUCAGUUGGUUCUAGUAUAAAGGUUAUCAAUGAAAACCAUAGGUGACUCUUUUCAGAAGGAUUUAAAAAAAAAAUACUCCCAGGCUUCAUCACAAGCUUGACCCAGACUCUGUAUCUUGAACACACAAUCACAAUUUUCCUAGCAAAUCCUUUCUCCACUGCAGCCCAUACUUUACCUCCAAGGGCUUUGCUGUGGCUCUUCUGAUCGCUCUGGGCUCGUAAAGCCCUGGAUGAUACAGAAGCUUCAACUAGAGCAGUCAUUGUCACAGACCAGGGAAGCCUUUGAGAGAUGACUCAGUUGGGCCCCAGGUCUGGAGCAGCGCAUUUCAAUGCCCCCACGAGCCUUUAGCUGGAGCAGCAGGACACUCAGAGUGCUUUUAAAGAGAAACACCACGCCAAGUACAGUGGGGCUGCUGAAGGCCAGGCCUCGCAGUCUCGGGCCGCAGGUGGUGUGCGUCCUGCAUGCGGCCCAGAGCCAUGCUGACCCUCGCCUGUCUGCACAGCCCCGCAUGCUGCAUGGCUCCCUCGUUGGUGCAGAUCCUAGCCAGGACCAAGUCACCCUUCUUGUCUUAUCUUCUCUUGCAGAGUCUCCCCCCUUUUUAGAAUGUCAACCAAAGAGUGCCCUCCUCCCUCCAGCCUCCUCCCUAGCUAGCCUCCCCACAUCAUCACCACGCAUGUUUGUGACCUUUGGUAGUCAUUACAGUGCCACAUGGAACCCUGUAUUUUGCACACGGCGGACAAUGUUUAGCUUUAUUUAUGGUAUUUGAUGCUGUAAAUGAAAAUAAAUAUGGUUCUUUAUAAAGC
This is a messenger RNA of Aethalodelphis obliquidens (Pacific white-sided dolphin), 6849 nucleotides long. RefSeq names its product microtubule associated monooxygenase, calponin and LIM domain containing 2 (gene MICAL2). Lineage: Eukaryota; Metazoa; Chordata; Mammalia; Artiodactyla; Delphinidae. The transcript is spliced from 21 exons. Gene Ontology annotation, molecular function: FAD binding; protein binding. Bases 320 to 3265 code for a protein of 981 amino acids. The record is from RefSeq and is a predicted model, not a curated record.